CCCUCCCCCCGCUUACUACGCUUUUGUAUCAUACGCUGCUCACCGUAACGACGUUCCGGCGACGAUCUGCGAUCAAAAGUGCUCGUGCUACCGUGAUCCUUUUCCAUGACUCUUUUCGCCCAGUUAUAUAAUCCAUCAUGUUUUGGCGUUUCGGAGGAUAUGCAAGUAUCUCCACCAUCGAUACCCUACUAGACAAGCCCGAUGUCACCCUUGAGGAGCUGCUGGAUGAGUCUGAGCUCAUCCAAGAGCUCAAACAAAAUAAUACGAAGCUCAUAGAAUUCUUACGAGAAGAUAAUGUCUUAAAACGGCUGAUGGAUUACGUUACCGCACCUAGUCUGGUGAAUGACGAUGACGAAGACGACGACCAUGAGAGAAAUGCCGCGCAGACAAGCAAAGAGGGUUCGGAAGAGGUCAAAGGGGGAGACCCCCUCAAGGAUUUAUUGGAUCCCGAGGAUCUGGAACGGGCGGAGAAGGAUCGCAUGAAGCGUGCCUACGUUGCGUGCGAGGUCCUGUCGUCAGAGACAUGGUCGAUAUUGGAAUCCAUUCUGCUGAAUCCCGGCCAUCUACGAGACUUCUGGGGAUUCCUGAGGCGCUCGCCACCAUUGGACUCGGCCCAAGCGAGUUAUUUUACGAAAGUGAACGAAACGUUAUUCGACAAGAAAACAAGUGACAUGUUAGAGCUUUUCAAGUCAAUGGAGGGAAUUGUACCGGCAAUUCUGCAGCACGUUGACAAUCCCAUGGUCAUGGACUUGCUGCUCAAAAUCAUUAGUUUGGAGAAGGUGGAAGGUGGACAUGGCAUUGUUGAUUGGUUGAAAUCACAAGACCUCAUCCCUACCCUUCUGUCAUUUCUAUCGCCGGACCACCCCGCCUCUGUGCAGACAUCGGCUGGAGAUUUUCUCAAAGCCAUCAUCACCAUAUCGGCAAACGCAACACAGAAUGACCAAUCCUGCAUUGGUCCCAAUAGCCUCACUCGUCAGUUGGUUUCCACGCCGUGCGUGGAAAGCCUCAUCAAGGCCAUGCUGCAAGGCGGGAACCCUUUGACGGUUGGUGUUGGCAUUGUCAUAGAAGUCAUUCGGAAGAACAACUCCGACUACGACCCCGAUAACAUCAAUGGUCCGGAUUCACUACCCACGACCUACGACCCUAUCUACCUUGGUAACCUGCUUCGACUCUUUGCCAAGCACAUACCGGACUUUAUGGCGCUGAUUCAAAGCUCCAAGCACACGGUGAACGACGGGGGCAAGGUGAGGAGUGUGGAGAGAGGCAAGCUGAAUUCGGCGUGGGGUGCGAAGAUCGAGCCCCUUGGUUUUGACCGAUUCAAGACGUGCGAACUGAUGGCCGAACUACUACAUUGCAGUAAUAUGGGUCUAUUGAACGAGCCUGGAAGUGACGAGUACGUGCGACAGCGUGAUGCUGAGCGUGAAAGGCUGAUGAAGGAGGGUGUAUUCAACUCUCACCGAGAAGAGACGUCCGCUUUUGAUGGUAAUGACUCUACAGUGGACUUCGUAAAUGGAUCUGUCAUCGGCUAUGGCUCCCCAGAAGGCUCUAGGGUGCUAGAGGUCGCAAACACGGGCGAAGAAAGCUUCGAGGACGUCAGCUCAUCGGGAGUUCUUGUCGACAAGGAAAAGGACGCCGAGGUUAAAGACACGACCAGUCCUGAGUCAAAGCCUGAGCCUGCACCUUCACAACAGCCGUUGACCGAAACAUCGGGACAGGCUGCAAAUGAUACGUUAGAAAAUGGCUCUCACGACCAAGAUACAAAUGCUUCCGGCGGGGAUCAAACAUAUUCACCUUCUGAUCCUGUGUCAGCUACUGCGUCAGGAUUGGCGGAAGUCAGCCUGGAUGGCAGCCAGACGGCUGAAGCAUCAUCUGCACAGGAGACUUCUGACAUUCCUGAGGAUAAGACCACAACGCCUUCACCAUCCGAAACGGUGCAGGCUCCUGUGGAUCAACAAACUCAGCAACAGAGCUCCUCGGCGCCUGAUACUGCUGGCCAGGUCGGCGAUGCUUCCAGCUCAGCCCAAUCUGCUCCGGGGUCCGCGCACACCCAGCAAGACGAAGGUGACGUCCAGCGUCAGCUGCAUCCAGAUGUUCAGGUCGAUUCAAAUGGUAAACCCGUCGUUGGUGAUUAUCUCAAGAUCAUGUUCGUUGAGAAUCGGGUGGUGCCAACCAUCCUAGACUUCUUCUUCCGUUUCCCCUGGAACAACUUCCUGCACAAUGUUGUUUACGAUGUUGUCCAACAAGUGUUUAAUGGUCCCAUGGAGCGCGGCUAUAAUCGCAUGCUGGCGAUAGACGUGUUUGAGACCGGCCGCAUAACCCAGAGCAUUGUUGAAGGCCAAAAGCGAAGCGACGAAACGCAGCGAACCAAACAGAUCCGACUGGGGUACAUGGGUCAUUUGACCCUGAUUGCUGAAGAGGUUGUGAAGUUCAGCGAACGGCACCCGCCCGAGUUACUCUCCCCCACGGUCAUGGAGAAUGUGCUCAACCCGGAGUGGAUCGACUAUGUUGAGCAAACGCUUUCUGAAACCCGGGAGCGUGACAACGCCAUUCUUGGUGGGGUGCGCCCCGACAUGUCGAUUGGUCAUCGCCAGGGCAUGCUCAAUUCCGGCCAAAGCGUCAACACGUCGUCAGCGCUCGCCGAUGCCGGGUUAAACGGCUCGGUUGGGGGCUCGGGCUUCCAGGGCUUUGACAUGAUGAACCAGGGAAGCGUUUCCGGCGGGGCUUUCGGGCUUAGCGGCGGUAAUUCCCUGCUGAGUGGCUUCGCAAGCUCAAGCGACGACGACGAGGAUGAAGAAAUGGAAGACCAAGAUGAUAGGAAUCUGGCCGAGCAUUCUGCUGAAGGUGGCUCUGACAAUGCCUCGACCAACUCCACCAGCCAGCCAAUCCCGAUUCUUCCCCCGCCCCCUGCUCCGAUGAGCCACGGUCCAUCUCGAGCACGGCGACAACUUGCUGCCCGGCUGGCUGCCCACAAACAGCAGGCCGCCGACAACACCGAGGGGGGUGAGGAUGCGAAUCGGGAACAGUCCAACGACCAUGACCUGCAAUGGCCCACCAAUCCGUUUGUGAUUGCCGGGUUGGACGAGGACGCCGAUGGCACCAACUCGCCUGCUAGCGCUGCUUUCCCAUCGACCGAUUUCCCUCAUCCCAGCAAGGAUGAGCCUUUCUCAUCGCCUACCUUCCCCGACUCCGGCUUCAGUCCUCCUGACUCGUUCUCCACGAAUUCCUCCGACGAUGACGGCGAAGGUAGACCGGAGGGCGCACGACGCAAGGACCGGGUUCCUCUGGAGGUCGAUGAGGAGGACGACGACAUGGGGGAAAUGGUCGGGCCUUCGCUCGACGCGGGCAUGAUGGACUCUGAUGAAGAAGAUGAGGCGAUCAUGAACGAGUCCUUGGGGUAUCCGGACAUUGGAUCGGGACGUUACCGAAGCUUCCGCCGAUCCCGGAUCGGCGUCUCUCCGUUCGGUGAGGAUGAAGACGACAGUAGUGACGGGGAGGAUGACGGGCUCGUUGAGAUCCUCGUGCCGGGGCGCAAGGCUUCGACGUCGUCCACGUCUUCCCACUAGUUUGCAUGAUGCUUGAUGUCCCUUUCUGUUAUGUACGCAACGUUUUCCCUUUGGCGGUGGUUUGAUUGUGUCUCGGCCUGUUCAAUUUUGGAUUAGUUCAA
Molecule: messenger RNA, 3664 nt
Organism: Aspergillus ibericus CBS 121593
Lineage: Eukaryota; Fungi; Ascomycota; Eurotiomycetes; Eurotiales; Aspergillaceae
Product: SAPS family protein
Exons: 4
Coding region: 138-3563 (1141 amino acids)
Cellular component (GO): nucleus; cytosol
Molecular function (GO): protein phosphatase binding; protein phosphatase regulator activity
Source: RefSeq, a predicted model, not a curated record